Messenger RNA from Macadamia integrifolia, 1835 nucleotides. Its product is annotated as uroporphyrinogen decarboxylase 1, chloroplastic. Gene Ontology annotation, molecular function: uroporphyrinogen decarboxylase activity. Gene Ontology annotation, biological process: porphyrin-containing compound biosynthetic process. Bases 139 to 1377 code for a protein of 412 amino acids. The record is from RefSeq and is a predicted model, not a curated record. The transcript has 6 exons. NCBI's taxonomy places the organism in Eukaryota, Viridiplantae, Streptophyta, Magnoliopsida, Proteales, Proteaceae.
GUGGCAAGAUAGACAGUUCUGAUUAUGAUUUGGUGACACUCGUGAGGAAGGAAGAGAAGAAACGAGAGAUAAGGAGAGAGCCAAGCGCAGAACUUUUAAAGAUUUUAGCUCAAACUUCUCUUUCUCAAGAAUCCUUCAAUGAGUCUCCCUUCUCUAACAAGCAGCCAUUGUUGCUCGAUCGGUUGGAGCUCGUCGAGCUUGUUCGCGCAGCUAGGGUUACUUCCACAUGACACAGAAAUUAAGGGUUACUCCAAACGGAAGUUUAGUCAGAAGAGAUUUCCCAGGGCGUGUUUAUCUUCUUCGGAUCCACUUUUAGUCAAGGCUGCAAGAGGAUAUCCUGUCAGUCGGCCUCCAGCAUGGAUGAUGCGGCAAGCAGGAAGGUAUAUGGCUGUUUAUAGAAAGCUUGCAGAGAAAUACCCAUCCUUCAGGGAGAGGUCAGAGACAAUUGAUCUCAUUGUCGAAAUUUCUUUGCAGCCUUGGAAUGCUUUCCAUCCUGAUGGGGUCAUUAUUUUCUCUGACAUACUUACCCCUCUACCUGCAUUUGGCGUUCCCUUUGACAUAGAAGAAGUAAAAGGCCCUGUUAUUCAGUCUCCAAUUUCUUCUGAAGAGGGAUUGAAAGCCUUGCAUCCCAUUGACUUAGAGAAACUUCAUUUUGUGGGUGACUCUCUGAGAAUGCUGCGCCAGGAGGUUGGGGGGAAAGCAGCAGUCCUAGGUUUCGUGGGUGCUCCGUGGACAAUUGCUACAUAUAUAGUGGAGGGGGGUACUACUCGCACGUACACAGCCAUAAAAAGCAUGUGCCAUACAGCACCACAUGUAUUGAAGGCUCUUCUAUCUCAUCUAACACAGGCAAUAUCUGACUAUAUCAUUUUUCAAGUAGAUUCUGGGGCGCAGUGUGUACAAAUCUUUGAUUCAUGGGGUGGACAGCUACCACCUAAUAUGUGGGAGCUUUGGUCAAGACCUUAUAUUGAACAGAUUGUGGAUGCAGUGAGGAAGAAGUGCCCUGAAACACCACUAGUCCUCUACAUCAAUGGCAAUGGUGGUCUUCUUGAGCACAUGCAAGGAACUGGGGUUGAUGUCAUCGGUCUUGACUGGACGGUGGAUAUGGCAGAUGGGAGGAAACGACUGGGUACUGGAAUUUCUAUACAGGGAAAUGUUGACCCAGCCUACCUGUUUUCUCCACAUUCUGUCUUGACAGAUGAAAUCCUCAGAGUUGUGAGAUGCGCCGGCCCGAGGGGACACAUCCUCAAUCUUGGGCAUGGUGUGCUUGUUGGGACUCCUGAAGAAUCUGUUGCCCAUUUCUUUGAUGUUGCAAGAAGCUUGAAGUAUGAAACUUCUGGUGAAGAGUGUAUGGAGGAGAAACCCACAUUGAUAGUUUGAAGAUGGAUUACGGGGAGAUCAUAACUUUCAAAGAUAUUUUUCUUUCCCUUGGCAAUGGGUUUCAGUUCAAAAUUUUUUUUUCCCUGCAUAGUUUACACUGCUAGCCUGAUCUCAAAUAACAGUUUUUUUUUUGGGUAAAUCUCAUCUAGACUUUUUUUUUUUUGGUAAAGUAAAUCUCAAAUAGACGAGUUGGUCAUCAAUGGUUCUGCUUUUGCUUCUCAACAUAGGUGUCGGAUGUGUCAUCAAUUAAGUUGCCACACGUUAGGAGAGAUAUCAAAUUGUCUCUGAGCAUGUUGAAGUCAGAGGUGCAGCCAUUUUUUCUUUUUUUUUUUAGCAAAAUGUUUCAUUGUUUUCUGACCCUGUCCUUGACCUGCUGCUGCUUUUUUUUGGGGUAAUAAGUACUAUUGAAGAAGAGGGAUCUUUCAAGAUCAAAAGCAUUCAUUUUGUGUUAGUUACUA